GGGCUGCACGCGCCCGCGGCUCGCCUUCUCUCCCCGUGAGAAAUCCACGCGCAGGGCGGAAGAGACCGGCGGCGAUACGGCAUCGGCGGGGUGAAAUGAGCGAAGAGACGAGGGCAUCGAAGGAGUCCACACAUGGGAGCAGCAGUGCCGCCUAAUCAGUGCUCAUUUGAAAGAAUCUGCCAAAGGACGCUUUGGAUGAACUCUCAUGUCCUCAGAUUCAAACAGCUAAAUUCAAGGAUCUAAAUGGAGGGGAAAAAACAAACACUGGCCCCAGCAAGUGGAUGAUUGUACAGUGAAAACGGGGCUGCAGAGGGUUGUAUGGCUGCCAAAUUCCCAUCCAAGACGCACCACAUCUCCUCAAUCGACCGCCUCCACCUCCCUCUCUUUCCUCCCUUCAUUUGCUUCUCGUCGGCCUUUCGUCCAUUCUCCUUCUCUCUCUCCCAUGGGAGUGACAUAGAGGCUUGCUUUGCUGCCCCGCCUCUUCCUCGCGUUGCUGUGGAAACAGGGGCAUCCAGGUAGUGAUGUCGUGGAAGAGGAACUACUUUGCGUCGGGCGGAGGAGCAGUAGGUGGGGUGCACGGGUUGGUGAACCCGCGAACGAUGACCUCCAUUGCGCCCAGCAAAGGCCUGAGCAACGAGCCGGGACAGAAUAGCUGCUUCCUCAACAGCGCCCUCCAGGUUUUGUGGCAUCUCGACAUCUUCCGCAGAAGUUUUCGACAGCUCACCACCCACAAGUGCAUGGAGGACUCAUGCAUCUUCUGUGCUUUAAAGAGUAUUUUUGCUCAGUUCCAGUUCAGCAGUGAGCGCGUGCUGCCUUCAGAUGCACUGCGGAGCGCUCUGGCCAAGACCUUCCAAGACGAACAACGAUUUCAGCUGGGCAUCAUGGACGAUGCUGCUGAAUGCUUCGAAAAUCUCUUGAUGCGCAUCCACUUCCACAUCAGUGCUGAGAGUAGAGAGGACAUCUGCACAGCCAAACACUGUAUACCACACCAGAAGUUUGCCAUGACUCUGUUCGAACAGUGUGUGUGCAACAGCUGUGGAGCCACGUCGGACCCACUGCCCUUCAUUCAAAUGGUUCAUUACAUUUCCACCACAUCCCUCUGUAACCAGGCAGUGAGGAUGCUGGAAUGCAGAGAGAAGCCCACACCAGAUAUGUUUGGGGAACUGCUGCGCAAUGCCAGCAACAUGGGAGACCUGCGCAACUGCCCUAGUAACUGUGGCGAGGUUUUGCGAAUCCGCCGGGUGCUGAUGAACUCGCCAGAGAUCGUGUCCAUCGGCCUGGUGUGGGAUUCCGAUCACUCCGACCUGGCAGAGGAUGUCAUCCACAGUCUGGGAACCUGCCUGCGCCUGGGAGACUUGUUCUACCGUGUGACAGAGGAGAGGGCUCGCCAGGCAGAGCUCUACUUGGUGGGCAUGGUGUGCUACUACGGCAAGCACUACUCCACCUUCUUCUUCCAGACCAAGAUUCGCAAGUGGAUGUACUUCGACGACGCCCACGUCAAAGAGAUCGGCCCUAAGUGGAAGGACGUGGUGUCGCGCUGUAUCAAAGGCCACUACCAGCCCCUGCUGCUGCUGUACGCUGACCCCCGUGGGACGCCGGUGUUACUGCAGGACAGCCCAAACUGUUCCAGCUCUAACACGCAACUGGAGCUCCUGCACUGCAGCAGCAAGGCCGGCUACGACAGCGAAGACUCUGGACGGGAGCCGUCUAUAUCCAGCGAUACUCGUACCGACUCGUCUACUGACAGCUCGAGCCACCGUGCCUCUCACAGCCGACCUCUCCACCAGUACACAGGCGGCCACCUCUCCAGCGAAUCCCAGAACAAAGUGAUCUGUAAUUACAACAUAGUCACCCCGCUGCACGGUGCUGCUGCUGGAGGUAAUGCUCCCUUCACUAGCAAAGUGGCAGAAAAAAAAGUCAGUGAUCAUUAUGGUGAACUCUCUCUCUCCUUUCCAUGGCUCUUGCCUUCACAAUCAGUGGUGGAGGGUCCUCCGCACCCUUCCUCUCCUCCCCUGCAGGAGUACAAGGAGACGGCUGUCUACCUGCUCUCUUCCCGUCGGCCGCUCACCUCUUCCUCCUCCUCCUCCCGUCCACUGUCCUCCUCCUCAUCUUCAGGACUGGGGGGUUGUGAGGGUGGGGCUGGGGGGCCCCACUGGGAGAAUGAAAGCACCAGCAGUGAGAGCAAGUCCAGUUCUUCUGGAGGUCACUACAGGCCAACCUGGAGGCCCAGAAGAGAGGCUCUAAAUAUCGACAGCAUCUUCACAUGCCAGAGAGGCUCCUUUUUGGGCUACAACACCGUACCUGGGCCACCUCUCCAACAAGAACCCCAGGACUCCGUCCCUUUGGCAGGACCUGCUCUACCAACACAGCCAGGGUUAGAAGACGUGGAAGGGAGGGAAAAGAGGGAGCUGGAGGCGGAGUUUGGGCUGGUCGGACAGCCCAGGUCUCUGAGCAGCGGUCGGACAAUGGGUCCCCCUGCCCCUCCACCUCUGAGAGGGGUGGAGCACCAGCCACGUCUAAUUCAGAGGAUGGAGAGUGGCUACGAGAGCAGUGAGAGGAACAGCAGCAGCCCUGAUAGAGAGGUGGGACAACAGAAGCGGGUGCUGAUGUCAGGGCCUUCAUGGCGCUCUGUGCCAAAGUCAAAAAGCAGCGGUGCCAUUUUGCAGGAGUUACCUUCACAAAGCCGCAGCAGUGCAGGCUUAGGGCGCAGUGAGCUGGAUGAGCUGCAGGAGGAGGUGGCGAGGAGAGCUCACCAGCAGGAACAGCAGAAGCGAAGAGAGGCAGAGCGGGAAGCAGCCAUGGGAUUCAACCCUAAACCCAGCAAAUUCAUGGACCUGGACCAGCUCCAACACCAGGCUGUGCUCAGACCCCUGCAUGAGGCUAACGCUCAUAGGGGAUUGGCUAUAGCUGCGUGCAUGAGGAGUACUGGUGGCCCAAUCAAACGCAGGCAGGAACAGGAAAUGGAACGGGAGACAGGAAGCGCCCGCCCACAGGGUUCUCGCAGUGAACAGCCUGGCCCGGUCCAAGUACUGCUGACACCCAAUCAAGAGGAGGAAGAAGACCAGGUGGCACCCAACCAGGAUGUCGCCCUGUGCCCGGACCUGCCCCCUCCACCCUAUCGCCCCCCUCCUGUUCGACCCCCGCUCACGCUCGCCAUUGCUCACCCUUGUGCCCCUUCUGGCCAAGGUGGAGAAGAGGAGGGCGGGUGCGUGGGGAGGAGAGGGGAAGAAGGGGAGGACAGGAGGGAGGGAACGGGGGUGAGGCUGUGCGAGUUGCUGCAGGCAGGGGGGGUGAGUGUCAAACCUCUUGGGAAGCACUUGGCCAUCUCUCUGCCCUCGCUUCCUCUGCGUCUCUGGGAUACACACUCCACACACACACACCUCGUGCCCACACACACCUACACUUCCCCUCCACCCUGCAAUCACCCGCCUUCUCUCCCUCUGGAAGCCUUUGUCCAAAAGAAGCCUCUCACACCUGUGUGGCAGCCGCCCCGGCCUCAUUCCUCUACAGAUGCAGUUCAGCAUCAACGGGAACGCAGCACCGCCACCGCCGACAGCGGCAUACGCCACUGGUCCUCCUGGAGUUUAGACCGGCCCGACGCAGUGGUGACUCCGUAUGACACGCCCCCAGACCGCUGUGUUCCCAUCAGACCGCAGCCAUCCAGUCAAAGCUACUUCUACAGCUGCCAGUCGUCACCUGGACAAAGCAGCUCCCAGAGUGCCGCUUGCUGUGACCAUGAAGAGGCAGAGCUGUCUGAGUUUGAUUCAAUUUACCAGGCUAGUCUGGUGUCUGGAAAACCAGGCUGCAGCCCAUCAGAGAGGCUCAUAUCCAGGGUGGGAGGACAGACUCGCUCCAAGACCCCCAGCGCAGACAUGGAGAGGAGUGUGUACGGCGCCGACUGCACGAGCACCCCCACCUACCUCAACAAGCCAAUGCUGUUGCGGGAUCUGCGUUUGGGGGCGGAGCCUGACGAUGGGGAAAACCUGCGGCGAAUCGGGCGCAGCCUGAGCGGCACGGUAGUGACCUCACGCCGCAGCCGCCUGACUGCAACUCGCAGCUUUGAGCUGUCCGGUGGUGCGGGGAGUUUCUGGCUGUGUCUAACGGGGGUCAAGCUGUCCUCGGACCGGAGUCCCGCUCUGCUUCACUAGCGUGUUUCCCCGCCCACUUCUGCGCCUCGCAGGACAGCGGUGCGUUCUUUGGCGGAGAGCUGGAACUGGCUGCGGAGGAUCGGCUCCACACCUACUUUUGCUGCUCUUCUCGCCCAAACAUGCACUCGCCAACACAUGCACGCACAUCUGCACUGACGUAGAGCCUCCCCGAGCGCCUGCAGCACCCCGCUUAGCCCCUCUUUGCCUUCUUGUCCC
Thalassophryne amazonica is the source of this 4364-nucleotide messenger RNA. It is a transcript of the gene usp54b, whose product is annotated as ubiquitin specific peptidase 54b. Gene Ontology annotation, molecular function: cysteine-type deubiquitinase activity. The coding region runs from base 522 to 4148 and encodes 1208 amino acids. Gene Ontology annotation, biological process: protein deubiquitination. NCBI's taxonomy places the organism in Eukaryota, Metazoa, Chordata, Actinopteri, Batrachoidiformes, Batrachoididae. The transcript has 20 exons. The record is from RefSeq and is a predicted model, not a curated record.